AUCUCCAUUGAGGAAAACAUCUCUCAGGGGAAGAACCAGGUCUCCUCAAGCCCUGAUCUUCCUCUGUCAUCAUCUAUCUCUCUCUCCAAAAUCAACCAUGGCUGUUCCUAUACUUCUCCUCCUCCUCUUCUUCUCCAUCCCCUUCUCCGAAUCUAAGCUCAACGAAGACUACUACAAGCAAACAUGUCCAGACUUCCAGAAAAUUGUAAGAGAAACCGCGACCUUAAAGCAAGCCGCCCAACCCGCCACCGCUGCCGGCACUCUCCGCCUCUUCUUCCACGACUGCAUGGUAGAGGGAUGCGACGCCUCUGUCUUCAUCGCCUCCAACCAUGUCAACAAAGCUGAGCGCGACGCCGACAUCAACCAAUCCCUGUCAGGUGACGCCUUCGAGGUGGUCGUCCGGGCGAAGACUGCGCUCGAGCUCACCUGCCCGGGAAUUGUCUCGUGCGCGGACAUUCUCGCGGAGGCCACCCGUGACCUCAUCACAAUUGUCGGCGGGCCUUUCUACCCCGUCAAAUUAGGAAGAAAAGAUGGACAUGUGUCCCUAGCGUCCAAGGUUGAUGCAAACUUGCCAAAAACAAACCAAACCAUGGAUGAGAUUAUCAAGCUAUUUGCUGACAAAGGUUUCACAAUCGAAGAAAUGGUGGCUUUGACCGGUGGACACACAAUUGGGUUUUCUCAUUGCAAAGAGUUCACCGAUAGGCUUUUCCAUUACAGCCCGACUACACCAACAGACCCAGAAAUCAACCCAAGAUUCGCCGAAGGGUUGAAGAAGAUUUGUGCUAACUACACAACUAGCCCUGCCAUGUCUGCCUUCAACGACGUCAUCACACCCGGCAAGUUUGACAACAUAUAUUAUCAGAAUUUGAAGAGGGGGUUGGGGCUGUUGUCUUCGGACCACGCACUUGUCAAGGACCAAAGAACACGGCCUUUGGUGGAGUUGUACUCUACGAACCAGGAAGUGUUUUUCAAGGCUUUUUCUCACGCAAUGGAGAAGCUUGGCCAUCAUGAGAUCAAGACCGGACAACAGGGUGAGGUGAGGCGCAGGUGUGACGCGUUUAACGCGAUUAAGGCUUAGAUUGUUUGAUGAAGAAGAUGAAGAUGAUGAGAUGAGAUGAGAUGAUUGUUGUUUGUUAAGGGUUUUCAUUUGGCCAUGGUAUAUAUAAAUUCGUCACUUCAGAACAAGGGAGAGUUUUUAAAUCUUUUUUCUUAAUUCUCUUUCAUAUAUGUGUCGUGAUGAUGAUGAUGAUGAUGAUGGUACACGUUCAUGAUUAUAUGAUAUUUGAGUA
Prunus avium (sweet cherry) is the source of this 1289-nucleotide messenger RNA. RefSeq names its product peroxidase 41-like. Gene Ontology annotation, molecular function: peroxidase activity; heme binding. The record is from RefSeq and is a predicted model, not a curated record. Gene Ontology annotation, biological process: response to oxidative stress; hydrogen peroxide catabolic process. Lineage: Eukaryota; Viridiplantae; Streptophyta; Magnoliopsida; Rosales; Rosaceae.